Messenger RNA from Nanorana parkeri, 2502 nucleotides. Its product is annotated as atrial natriuretic peptide receptor 1-like. Gene Ontology annotation, biological process: intracellular signal transduction; receptor guanylyl cyclase signaling pathway; protein phosphorylation. Bases 1 to 2502 code for a protein of 833 amino acids. The record is from RefSeq and is a predicted model, not a curated record. Gene Ontology annotation, molecular function: guanylate cyclase activity; protein kinase activity; ATP binding. Lineage: Eukaryota; Metazoa; Chordata; Amphibia; Anura; Dicroglossidae. The transcript has 23 exons.
AUGUGCGAUGGCGUCAUGUCUCCGCCCCCGGGGGACACCCAGCCUCAGAACGCCCCUGUGGCAGAGGAAAGACUAUUCUACUCUAUGGUUUCAGCUUGGCAUGAUUUGGAUAACACAGAGUUUGAUUGCUGGCCUAAUGAUAAUCCUAAUGAGCAGAAUAUGGUUGACUGUAUGGGUCUGGAAAUGGCCUGGAUCGAGCGCCCUCCUGAGAGAGUUAUUACCGGAAAUGAGUUUAAUGUCAGCUAUAGCGUGUCCGUUCCCGACAGUUUCUAUCAAAAAGCUGUCACAGUUCUCAUAUAUUGUGACUCUUUUUCUAGUAAUGCCAGUGCAGCAAAACAGUUCUGUGAAGAACAUCAGUGUCCCUCAGACUGGAAAUAUGCUACGGCGGAAAAUUGCUGCAUCUACCAUGCAAACAUCCACUCCUGCCCUAUGGCAUAUAUGAAACAACAAGGGAUCUGCGGCCCGUGGAUCCCUGAUGACGGUAAAAUUGUAACUCACACCAUUUCCCAAGCAGGGAAAAUGACCCAGCAGAACUGGACAAGUAAGGUUGUUCUGGUCCACCUUGGCGUGACUUCAUUAAUCGCUCAUAUCAAAAUUGGCAGCUUUCAGGCAGCGUUAGAAUCGGAGUCCACAGUGCUGAGCGGAAACGUGUGCGGUGAUGAUGUCUGCAGUCCAGAUGAAAUCUGUGCCCUUUGUCCAGCGGACUGCGGCCCCUGCCCGAUGCCAACCUCUGUGAAGAUCGCUAUAGCGCUUCCUCUCACCCUCUUCUGCAGUGGCUUCAUCUGUGCUAUUGUGUGGUUCCAGUACCAAAAGCAGAAGAUGCUAUGGGACGAGAGCUGGAUCCUCACCGUGAAAGACUCACCUGGAGAUGCUUUCUGGAACGAGUUGGGCAGCACCAUCAGUUUGAAACAGAAUAAUAACACAAAUCUGGGACAAAAGCAGGAGUUACUGGCAAACACGGUAUACAUGUGUGGCUCGGCUACGGAAAAUUUCAUCCAGACUGGGAUCUAUGAUGGACGAAUAGUAUCAGUAAAGAGAAUAUAUAAGAAGAAUUUUACCAUCACUAAAACAAUCAGGAAAGAAGUACAGCAUGUCCGGAAGUUGGAUCAUCAGAAUCUCUGUAAGUUCAUUGGAGGAUCAACAGAAGGAAACAUCUUCAUCAUCACAGAAUAUUGCCCCAAAGGCAGCCUGGCUGAUGUCCUGCUGAACGAUGAUGUUCCUCUAAAUUGGGGCUUUCGGCUUUCUUUUGCAACGGACAUUGCGCGAGGAAUGGCGUAUCUUCACCAUCACAAAAUCUACCACGGAAGGCUGACGUCCCGCAACUGUGUCAUCGAUGAUCGCUGGGUCUGUAAGAUCUCAGACUACGGGCUGAUGGUCUAUAGAAGAGACGGUCUCAAAGAAUUGAUGGAGAAAAAGCCUGUGCACAUCUACUGCCCCCCGGAGGUCAUCCAGAGUAACAGCACCUAUGUAGUACCCACACCAGCUGGAGAUGUUUAUAGCUAUGCCAUCGUACUAGUUGAAAUUGCAAGCAGGAGUGAUCCCUUCCCAGGGGAUGCCUACAUGAAAGAUGUGAGCUGGAGACCACCAAUUCCUGAGCUGAGCGCAGGCAAGUCUGACGAGGACUGCCCAAACCCGGCUGAUUACUCCGAGCUGAUAAAGAGAUGCUGGGCACACAAUGCUAUGAUGAGACCUUCGUUUGAGCAAAUUAAGAAAAGUUUAGAUAAAAUGAAUCCUCACCGCGUCAGCCCUGUGGAUAUGAUGAUGAAUUUGAUGGAGAAGUACAGCAAACACUUAGAAGCCAUUGUAGCUGAGAGGACACAGGAUCUUUUACAAGAGAAACAAAAAACGGACCGUCUUCUAUACAGUAUGCUGCCGAAGCCGGUCGCUGAUGAUCUCCGCCAAGGUCUCACAUGUGAAGCUCAGAGCUAUGCUAAUGCAACUGUUUAUUUCAGUGACAUUGUGGGCUUCACGUCACUGUCUGGGGCCAGCACACCUCACCAAGUGGUCAACUUCCUCAACAAGCUGUACACCCAGUUUGACGACAUUAUUGACAAUUAUGAUGUGUACAAGGUGGAAACUAUCGGAGAUGCAUAUAUGGUGGUAUCUGGUGUCCCAAAGGAAAACGGUGUGAUGCAUGUGUCAGAGAUUGCAAGUAUGGCUUUGGAUCUCGUCACUGUUUGCCACUCAUUCAAGAUCCCUCAUAUACCAGACGCUAAGUUGAAGAUCAGAGCUGGAGUACAUUCAGGUCCUGUAGUGGCCGGGGUGGUUGGCUCCAAGAUGCCUCGUUACUGUUUGUUUGGAGAUACGGUCAACACAGCAUCAAGGAUGGAAUCUACCAGUGAAGCCUUAAAAAUUCAGUGCAGUUCCAGUGCUGCCGAUCAGCUCAAGCAAAUUGGGGGUUAUAUCCUGGUCUGCCGAGGAACGCUUGAUGUAAAGGGAAAAGGAACCAUGACAACGUGGUGGCUGGACGGGAAAGAAAAAUCAGGAAAUAUAAAUAUUUGA